UGUUUUGAUAGCCUCAAAGUUACAAUGUAGCCUAACUUCAGUCACAGAGUUUACCGGUUCAGAAUGAAAAACAAACUUUUAACUUAGGCUAUUAAAUCUAAACAACAGGCUGUAACAGGCUGAGACUGCUCCGCUGGAGACUUAACUGACAAGAUACUCGCAACACGGGGGCUUGCUGAAAUCAUCAUGACUGAGGACUUAUUUAAAAUGGAGAUCUGUCAAAACUCCUCUUUACUUCUGGAGAGCAAGAGAUUGAAACAUGUCCCUGUGAAGCUACUGCAUGGCAGUAAUGUGAAGUAUAUUUCUGUUGCUAACAAUGAUCUUAAAUCUCUCCCCAGAGAAAUAGGUAAUAUGACACAUUUGGAAAUCCUAUCAGUGCAGGGAAACAAGCUCACAUCACUCCCUUCAUCACUGCAGAUGUUAGGUAGUAGUCUCAAAGCACUCAAUAUUAGUGACAAUCAAAUUGGGACACUUCCAGAGGAGAUAUGUAAUCUGAAGAACAUGAAACAGUUUCACGCUAGUAACAACAAUCUUGAUAGUCUACCAAACUCAUUUGGAAAUGUAACCACCUUAGAGGUUGUUUCCCUGAAUAACAACCGUUUGAGUUCCCUGCCUGAAUCUUUUGGAAACUUGGUCAACAUAAAAACAUUGAAUUUGGAGAGAAAUAAGAUGACAGUCCUUCCUUCCAUCGUGUGCCAACUACAAUAUCUUAUUCAGCUAAAUAUUUCAGGAAACAAGAUUGUGACUUUACCACAGAAGAUUUCACAGAUGAUAAAUCUCAAAGAGCUGUCUCUCUGCGACAACAGGUUGACCUCUUUACCUCCACAGCUCUUCAACCUUGCCAAUAUGGAAAUUCUAAACCUAUCUGGCAACCAGCUGACGGUAAUACCUGAUGACGUGGGAAAACUGGAGAACUUAAAAGUUUUGAAAAUAUGCAGAAACAAAAUCAAAGUACUGCCAGACAAGAUCAGUGCUUGCUCCAAACUUCUUUACUUCUCUGUGAACCAAAAUCUUCUUUCCAAGCUCCCCAGGACCAUUGGGGCAUUGACUUGUCUUGUGGAACUGCAUAUCAGUGGAAAUCAGAUUGAGACACUACCAAAAGGAAUCGAUUCUUUAAAGAGACUGUCUGUGUUGGGGUGUGCAGAGAAUCUUUUGGUUCAAUUCCUUGUUGAUGGACUCAGUCUGUGUGAAUUAACCAAUGUUGAUCUCAGUUACAAUCAUCUCCGUGCCUUUCCCUCUGAGUUGUAUUCUUUACAAUGUCUGAACAUGAGUAAGAAUUUCAUAUCAAAGCUUCCUCCAGACGUUGGUGAAAUGUGCACUCUACAGCACCUCAACCUCAGUGAAAACCAUUUCAACUCUCUACCGAAGUGCCUCUAUCAGCUUGACAAACUUACUCAUUUGGAUCUUAGUGGCAAUGCCCUUCAAGGCCUCCCAGAGGGAAUCACUGGACUCAAAAGUAUCCAGGUCUUACUACUGCACAAUAACCAGCUGAAGGAGCUCCCACCUGACCUGUGCUUUCUGAAGACCUUGAAGAGGCUGAAUCUGUCAGAAAACCAGAUCAGAAACAUCUCCUCUAACAUCAGGUGUCUAAAAGACCUCAGAGAACUCAAUCUUUCCAGUAACCAGUUCAUCUCAUUUCCUGAAGCAAUAUGUGACAUCAGAUGCCUUCAGAGACUAUCCAUAAGUAACAAAAUAGGCAACAAGUUCACCUCACUCCCUGAGUCUCUACACAAAUUCCAAAAUCUAAAGGAACUGGAUUUUUCAGACAACGAAGUAAAGGAUAUUCCAGAAGCUUUGGGCGACCUGAGGCGUCUCACUAAGCUCAUUGGCAGGAAUAACUUGCUGACAUGUCUACCUCAGUUUGUGAUCUCCCUGCAAAACCUGCAGCACAUUGACCUGCAAGGCAACUUGUUGCAGGGGCUUCCAUCUAACCUGGCUCAGAUGAAAUCUUUGAAGCUGUUAAAGUUGGAGGGUAACCCUCUUACAGGCCCUCCCAAAGAGACCUAUGACGGACAGCAGGCAUUGCCAAUUGGAUGUUACCUCAGUUGUGAGCUUACGUGGAAUGAGCACAUAUUGCAAAAAAUGUUUCGAUUUCUGGCAAAUAAUGUUCCAGAGGUGGACUUUAAACAUUUCUGUGAGAGGCUUCAUGUUCCUCCUGAGUUGAUACUGACACAAGAGAAUAAAAGCUUCUCCAUCAAAGAAAAGACCAUGGCGGCUUUGAACCUGUGGAGGGAUGUAUUUUACCCUGCUGCAAAGCCUGCGGUCAUAGCAGACCAGUUAGUCAGGGGGCUGGUCCUAGCAGGGUUUCAUAGUCUUUCUGCCCAAGUGCAGGCCAUAAAGAUCUACGCCAAAGCUAUACGUCUGUGAAGGCUAUUGUCUAGAGAACACAUUCAACUGAGUGCUGAUUGAUCAUCAUCACCUUGUCAGUUACAUGUUAUACAGUAUACCACUUCAUAUAAAACGAAGAAUGUA
Alosa alosa (allis shad) is the source of this 2472-nucleotide messenger RNA. RefSeq names its product leucine-rich repeat and death domain-containing protein 1-like. Bases 187 to 2367 code for a protein of 726 amino acids. The transcript has 6 exons. Lineage: Eukaryota; Metazoa; Chordata; Actinopteri; Clupeiformes; Clupeidae. The record is from RefSeq and is a predicted model, not a curated record. Gene Ontology annotation, molecular function: protein binding.